Cynara cardunculus var. scolymus (artichoke) is the source of this 896-nucleotide messenger RNA. Its product is annotated as fasciclin-like arabinogalactan protein 13. NCBI's taxonomy places the organism in Eukaryota, Viridiplantae, Streptophyta, Magnoliopsida, Asterales, Asteraceae. The transcript has a single exon. The record is from RefSeq and is a predicted model, not a curated record. The coding region runs from base 21 to 776 and encodes 251 amino acids.
CCACCACCACCACCACCACCAUGGCUUUCUCUCUCACACUACCCUCUCUCAUCCUCCUAUCCCUUACCCACCUCCUCUUCCUCCUCCCAUCUCCGACAUUAUCCCAAUCUGCUCCAGCUCCAGGCCCCGCCGGACCCAUCAAUCUCACCGCCAUACUUGUUCAGGCCGGCCAAUACACCGCCUUCCUCCGCCUCCUCAACCAAACCCAAGUCCUUACUCAACUUCCAAACCAACUCAACAACUCCAACCAGGGUAUGACUCUUCUUGCACCCACUGAUAACGCCUUCCUCAACCUCCCCGCCGGAACUCUAAACAGCCUCAGCCAGGAGAAGAAAGUGAAGCUGGUACUCUACCAUGUCCUCCCAAAGUACUACAGCUUAGAAGAUCUGAACACCGUCAGCAACCCCGUUCCGACACAGGCCGGAGGAAGCAAAGGGUCGUUGGGUUUGAACUUCACCGGAAGGGGGAACCAAGUGAAUGUGUCCACUGGAGUUGUGGAUACUCAAAUCAACAAUGCAUUGAGACAGCAGUUUCCGUUUGCUGUUUACCAGGUUGAUAAAGUGUUGUUGCCGGCGGAGUUCAGUGAAGCUCCGGCGCCGGAGGGUUCUUCUUCUUCUCCACCGGUGAAAGGGAAGACACCUGCUGCUAAGGGACCGAGUUCGCAGGCGGCGGAUGGAGAUGGGUCGUCGCCGGCGAAUAAUGGAGGUGGAAGGAGGAUGGAUAUGGGGUUGGGUUUAAUGGGUGGUGUUGUGCUGUUUUGCAUGACGUUUCUAUGAGGUGAUUUUUGAGAUGGUUUUGAAGCAUUCCACGUACAUUUAUGUAAUUUUCUUGUUCUUUUUUUUUCUUCCCAUUUUUUGUAAUAAAUGUUGGUCCUUUGGAUUCAUGAUUGAUAAAAA